Molecule: messenger RNA, 1840 nt
Organism: Girardinichthys multiradiatus
Lineage: Eukaryota; Metazoa; Chordata; Actinopteri; Cyprinodontiformes; Goodeidae
Product: H-2 class I histocompatibility antigen, Q9 alpha chain-like
Exons: 8
Coding region: 96-1169 (357 amino acids)
Biological process (GO): immune response
Cellular component (GO): external side of plasma membrane
Source: RefSeq, a predicted model, not a curated record
GCCCCUUUUACGUCCUAGAUGAGGGAUGUUCUGGAACUAGAAGCUCAGUCUGUUUAUCAGGACAAAGACAUUGGACCGCUGUGCUGGAGGACAAAAUGGACAAAAUGCUCCCCUUUAUGGUUUUUGUUCUGCUGGGAAUACACAGCUCUGCUGCUGUGACCCACUCCCUGAAAUAUUUCUACACUGGAUCGUCUCAAGUCCCAAACUUCCCAGAGUUUGUGGCUGUUGGUUUGGUUGAUGAUGUUCAGAUGGUUUACUAUGACAGCAACACCCAGAAAGCAGAGCCCAAACAGGACUGGAUGGAGAAGAACACUGAUGAGCAGUACUGGAAGACAGAGACUGGAAACAGUCAGGGUCACCAGCAGACCUUCAAAGCCAAUAUUGAAAUUGCAAAGCAGCGCUUCAACCAAACUGGAGGUGUCCACAUUUACCAGGAGAUGUACGGCUGUGAGUGGGAUGAGGAGACUGGACAGGUUACUGGGUAUGAUCAGGUUGGCUAUGAUGGGGAAGACUUUCUAACAUUGAACGCAGAGACAAACACAUGGAUCGCUCCAAAUCAACAGGCUACAAUUACUACAAACAAAUGGAACAAUAACAAAGCUUUGCUGGAGUCUGAUAAGAACUACCUCAACCAGAUUUGUCCUGAGGGGCUGAAGAAGUAUGUUAACUAUGGAAGGAGCUCUCUGAUGAGAACAGAUCUUCCAUCAGUUUCCUUUCUCCAGAAGACUUCCUCCUCUCCAGUCAGCUGCCACGCUACAAGUUUCUACCCGAACAGAGCUGAGAUGUUCUGGAGGAAAGAUGGAGAAGAGGUUCAUGAUGGUGUGGACAAAGGAGAGAUCCUCCCUAACAAUGAUGGGACCUUCCAGAUGAGUGUGGACAUAGAUCUGUCCUCUGUUGCAGCUGAAGACUGGACCAAGUAUGAAUGUGUGUUUCAGCUCUCUGGAGUCAAAGAAGACGUCACCCACAGACUGGAGAAAACAAGGAUCUUGACCAAUGAAUCAAAUACCAUCAAUCUGAUCAUCCCUGUUGUUGUUGCUGUGGUUCUCCUUGGUCUCCUUGGUCUGAUUGGAUUUAUUGUUUACAAGAAGAAGAAGAACGCCAAGCGUCCUCCUUCUCCUGUGGAGAACGCUCAGGCCCCAGAGGAAACCAAGUUUCUUCCAGAACCAUGAAGAAACAGAACCAGGACAACACAAAGCUGUUCAUGGAUAAAGUUUGCACUGAAACAAGAAACAGCUCCACUCUCUCUAUUACUGGUGAAAUGUAAUUCAUGUUAAAUUUUAACAGACGUGAAUCCAGUGAUAAAAUUGAUGAAUAUUGUAAAAAUGGAAGUUAAAACAAUUGGAGAUAUUAGAUACUGUUCCUGUUAGUGUAACGAUAGUAAGUUUUGUUUGUGUUAAACUGUUCUGAUCCAAUCAACUACAGAUACAUUAAUCUAGCUGUCAGAUAUUCAUUAUAACCACUGAGUUAAGUUUUUAUCAUGGUGAUGAUUUCAUAUCUGAAUUUAAUUUCUAGAUGUGUUGCUGUUCACCUAAUUCUUUCAAAAAUAUCUUGUUUUGGGUAAAUUAUAUAUUUUCUUUCAUAGUCUUUCAGCUAAAUAUAGUUUAUUUUGUCUGUCAUUCAUUUUUAUUUUACUUCUGAUUAAAACAGCUUUAAAAUAGUUUUUUUUUUCUUUAAUCUUUUCUAUUUGAUGUACCGGUAGACAUGAAAAAGUUUGUGUAAGGAUUUUUUUUUUGCUAUUUUAUAAACAUGAUCUGGGGCUUAAAUAAGUUCUAUUGUUGGGUUUAGUAUAUUGGUGUUCUGUAAAUUUGGUUUGCAUUUAAAUAAAUUUCCUCCAAAUCCA